Molecule: messenger RNA, 583 nt
Organism: Paramecium tetraurelia
Lineage: Eukaryota; Ciliophora; Oligohymenophorea; Peniculida; Parameciidae
Exons: 4
Biological process (GO): cilium assembly; lipoprotein transport
Cellular component (GO): cilium
Molecular function (GO): lipid binding
Source: RefSeq, a predicted model, not a curated record
AUGCAAGCAGGGUUGACAAUCAAUUAGGAGUAUGUAAGAAAUCUGUAAGAAAUUACAAAAGAAUUUUUGUGUCCAAUAUCUGCAAACAUUUAUAAUAUCUAAUUCUUAAAGUUCAGAAUCAGAGAUAUGGAAUCGGGAUAGGUGUUAUUUGAAGUAGAGCGAGAUCCUAAUGAAGAAUCAAUUGAAAAUAUACCACCAGCACUUCAAGAUGAGGCUAGGAGAAUAAAAUAUCAUUUUGGUCCUCAAUUUUUUGAAUUAAAAACGAUUGGAGCUCAAUUAACAUUUUCUGUAGGGGAUAAGAUUGUCAAAAACUUUACCAUAAUUGAGAGACAUUAUUUCAGGAAUAUCUUAUUGAGAAGCUAUGAAUUCCAAUUUCCAUUUUGCAUUCCAAACUCAACAAAUACAUGGGAACACAUUUACACAAUCCCAGAGAUCGCUGAAGAUGUUAAAUAAUUAAUGAUUGAAAAUCCUAAUGACACUAAAUCAGACAGUUUUUAUUUUGUAGGCGAUACUUUGAUUAUGCAUAAUAAAGCUGAAUACGAUUACUCUCCAAUAAAUGAAUGAGUUGAUAAUUAUAUAUAUA